AUGAAGUUCUCGGAGCAUGUCUCAAACACAGCAAGUAAAGCCAGUAAAUUACUUGGAAUGGCACGAAGAAAUUUUUGGAAUUGUCCAAAACACGUUAAUAGGGAAACUGUUUACAAAACAAUGGUAAUGCCAAAACUGGAAUAUGCUUGUGAGGCAUGGGACCCACACUACAAGAAAGACAUUAAGACACUAGAAAAAGUCCAAAGAAAAGGCGCGAGAUUCUGCUUGCAGAACUAUGCUCCACUUGCCAGGGUUACAG
Molecule: messenger RNA, 259 nt
Organism: Paramuricea clavata
Lineage: Eukaryota; Metazoa; Cnidaria; Anthozoa; Malacalcyonacea; Plexauridae
Source: the annotation of a GenBank genome assembly